AUGGUGGUGGUGGUGGUGGUGGUGGUGGUGGUGGUCAUUCGCCGGUGCUGCAGGGGCAGCUCGGGGCCCCUGGCGGGGCAGCUUCUCGCCAGCUUCACCUCCCCCUCCCGUACGGGACCCUUCAUGGCAGACCUGCUCGUCACAACAGGGGGCGUGGCAGAGGCCACUGUCAGCCAUACCUUCACAGUGCCAGUACCAGCACCAGCACCAGCAGCAGCAGACAGAGGCUCUGAGCCGACCGCCCCGCCGGGUAGCCAAGCGGGCAAGCUGGUGCUGGGGGGCGUCGCGUCGGUGCCGGCACUAGCGGAGAAGUCGAAGGUGUGGCCGCCCAAGGUGACACUGGAUUACGUGGGCAACUACCUGCACAUCAAGACGAGCUCCUCACUGGGGCCGAAACCGCUGAUUAGCGCCGCCGCCGUGGGGGGGACUGGCCGGGUGGACGUUGGCGGCGAGGCGGCGUACAGUUCCUCCGCCCUGCGCGUAACAAGUUGGACUGCCGCCGCCGCCUGGCAUGACGAGAGGCAGCAUGUCGAGCUGCAGCUCAGAGGCAGUGGCGUCGUCGGCGUCGGCAGUAGUAGCAAUGGCGGCGGCAAAGCGACACUUCUGUACGGCUACAGCCUUAAGCCCGGCGUGGCAUUGGGGCUAGAGGCGGUGGCGGAUCUGAAGCCGGCGAUGGAGGCGUUCUUCGCCCCGCCGCCGCCGCCGGCUACUGCUGGUGAUGGUAAUGGUGGCGGUGCUAGCGGAGGCGGCGGCGGCAAAUCUGGCGCCGGCACGGCACGUGCGGCCGCAGCGGCGGCGGCGCCGCCGGCGUUCGCUAUUGGGGCGAGUUUCAAGGUGCCGAAAAAGGCGGCCGCCGGCACCGGCACCGGCAGAGGGAGCGGCGGCGGCGGCGGCGGCGGAGUCGUGAAAGUCAAGAUCUCCAGUCGCGGUGUCGUAUCACUGCUGUACAGGGACACACUGGCGGCGGGCCCACGGGUCACUUUCACGGCGGAGGUGGACGGUUUGAACCCCGGCACACGGCCUCGCCUAGGACUGCAGCUCGAAGUGUGA
Molecule: messenger RNA, 1050 nt
Organism: Volvox carteri f. nagariensis
Lineage: Eukaryota; Viridiplantae; Chlorophyta; Chlorophyceae; Chlamydomonadales; Volvocaceae
Exons: 6
Coding region: 1-1050 (349 amino acids)
Biological process (GO): monoatomic anion transmembrane transport
Cellular component (GO): mitochondrial outer membrane
Molecular function (GO): voltage-gated monoatomic anion channel activity
Source: RefSeq, a predicted model, not a curated record